AUGGCCUCACUGAUCAGCUUAUCCGAUAGUCUUAGCCAAUGGGUUGAGCAAACAUCCGAGCAUCACGAUAAUCCGGUACGACCAGUGCAUGCCAAAACAGAAAAAUACUUCGAAUGGGAUAAUGGAUCGGCAAAGGUGAAAAGCGAAGGUAUAUUAAGGCCUGAUUCAAAUUUGGUUUCAGGUCAAAUAGAAAGGGUCCCCCUUGGUCCUUCUUCUCAUCCAACAUUCAAGAUUAACUUCGAUCUCUUAUACGGCGAUGGCAGAAAAACUAAUUUUAUCCCUGUUGAAGACACAAGAAUGCUUUACAAGAAGUUCUUAAAGAAACCUAGGCCGUUUCCAGCAGGUAAAGCAGAAACUAAAGACAAGAAAGCCUUUCAAGGAGCUUAUGGUAUAACGUAUAUUACUUUAUCUAUCCCAACUCCUGUUUGGGUCUAUAUCGUAGAGAGUGUAAUUACAGAUAUAAAAAAACGCACUGAUGUGACUCGUGAUCCUAAUUUAGCACAUCGCUUUCGUACUACAUAUGUGGAAGUCAAUAGAGGCUAUACAACCUUUCAUGCAGAUAUGAAAGACAAGAUUCCUAGAUCGGACGUCAAUGAUGUUACAAAUAAAAUGAAAGCCAACUGGGUGAACGCUUCCGGCUUAGGCUACUUAGGGGUUCACUUAAGUCAGGUUCGUAACCCUGAAAAAUCAAUUACUUGGGAAUUGAAAUUCAGAAUGUAUCGAUUGGACAACGAACGCUAUUAUAAUGCCUAG
This is a messenger RNA of Meira miltonrushii, 753 nucleotides long. RefSeq lists its product as uncharacterized. The coding region runs from base 1 to 753 and encodes 250 amino acids. The transcript has a single exon. The record is from RefSeq and is a predicted model, not a curated record. Lineage: Eukaryota; Fungi; Basidiomycota; Exobasidiomycetes; Exobasidiales; Brachybasidiaceae.